AUGAAAGGGCUGGUACCUUUCGUUCUCCUCGCGCUGUUCGUCAGCCGCAGCGACGUUGCCAAUGCGUCGCCUCUGCCGUACCUUGACCUGAUCAAUCAGCCCGACCAGAAGGGCAUCGAGCUGGGCCUUUCUCUGGGUCCACGUGGCGAUAAGCCGGCUGGCGCUCCUGCCGAAGACUGCUUUGGCCUCCUUGGCGACCUCACGGGUCUGCUGCCUGGCAUGUCGGGCUCGCCCCCGCCCCCCAACCCGGACACGGCGGCUCUGCAGGCGAGUAUGGACAACCCGCCGCCGCCUGGCGACAGUGGUUCAUCCGGCGCCACCAGUGGACCUGGCGGUGACGAAGCUUCUCUUGGAGGACCAGAUUCUCCUCCGAGUUCGCCUGGCAAUAGUGGACUUGCAGGUCCUGGAGGUCCUGGAGGUCCUGGAGGUCCUGGAGGUCCUGGAGGUCCUGGAGGUCCUGGAUCGCCUGGCGACACUUCGUCCUCGUCAACGCCCGGAUCCAGCGGCGACACCACAUCUUCGCCCGACAGUGGCAGCUCGACAAAUGGUGCCGGUGGACCAGGCGGAGGUGGAGGAGCUGGCGGCCCUGGCGGCGUCGGAAGUACUGGAUUCACAGAUACAUCGGGAUCAUUCGAUUCACCAGAUGCCAGCAAACCUGACGACACCGACUCUUCCAACUUUCCAUCUCCAGGCGAGCCUGGGUCGCCUGGAUCGCCAGGAAGUCCCGGUUCCAACGGCAAGGACGAUUCACCCGGUCAAGCUGGUCAAGCUGGUCAAGCUGGUCAAGCUGGUCAAGCUGGUCAAGCUGGUCAUGCUGGUCAUGCUGGUCAACCCGGUCACGCUGGUCACGCUGGUCACCCUGGCACGCCCGGUACACCAGGUCACGCCGGCCAUCGUGGUACGCCUGGCCAUCCUGGUACGCCGGGUCAUCCAGGUCAUGCUGGACACGCUGGACACGCUGGUCAUGCUGGUCAUGCUGGACACGCUGGCUCUGCUGGUCAUGGCGGCGACGGAGGCAAUGGGGGCAAUGGCGGUGGUGCUGGACCCGAUGGUGCCAGUGGAGGAAACGGUGGAAAUGGCGGCAACGGUGGCGAUGGUGGCGAUGGAGGAUCUGGAGGUGGCCGUGGUGGAAGCGGAGGCAAUGGUGGAAACGGUGGCGCAGGUGGUGCUAACGGCGGCGAUGGAGGCAAUGGAGGCAAUGGAGGCAAUGGAGGCAGCGGCAGUGAUGGUGGUGCUGAUGGCGGCAAUGGUGGUAACGGCGGUGAUGGCGGUGAUGGCGGUGAUGGUAGUAACAGUGGCGACGACGAGUGCAAGAAGCACGACAAGCGCGGGAAGCACGUUCAGCAUGGGCAGCACGACAGGCGCGGGAAGCCCAGUAAGCGCAACAUCGCCAAAACCACUGCUCCCCGUCUUGACCCAACUGAUCCGUCCCAGCCUCCCAAGCGUCGAUUCGUGCACAAGCGUCGCCUGGCCUGGAGCUCCCUCCUGCUUUCGUAG
Kalmanozyma brasiliensis GHG001 is the source of this 1497-nucleotide messenger RNA. RefSeq names its product Collagen triple helix repeat. The transcript has a single exon. Lineage: Eukaryota; Fungi; Basidiomycota; Ustilaginomycetes; Ustilaginales. The coding region runs from base 1 to 1497 and encodes 498 amino acids. The record is from RefSeq and is a predicted model, not a curated record.